This is a messenger RNA of Porites lobata, 1917 nucleotides long. NCBI's taxonomy places the organism in Eukaryota, Metazoa, Cnidaria, Anthozoa, Scleractinia, Poritidae. The record is from the annotation of a GenBank genome assembly.
GAAAAAGAUAAACUCUAUAAGCAGUUCAUUAAUUCUAGGGACUCAACUACUGAGUUAAAAUACAAACGCUAUCGGAACAAACUGAAUCAUCUUAUAAAAAUUGCUAAACGAAAGUACUAUGAUACAAAAUUUGAGAAGGCUAAAAAUAACCUGAAAGAAACUUGGAAACUAAUCAAUGAUGUAAUCAACAAACCGAGCAGAAAAGCAGCUCUGCCAAAUUCCUUUUUCUCUGAUGGAAAACUGUUAAAUGAUCCACAAGAAAUAGCUAACUGCUUUUGUAAGUUCUUCACCAACAUAGGUCCGAAUUUAGCAAGGAAAAUUCCAGACACACAAGUAUCUUUUCGUAGUUUUCUUGGCGCUUCUGUUAAUGAGUCGCUUAUCUUAAAUCCAACUAAUAUUUCGGAACUAAAUCAAAUAUGCAACUCUUUUAAAUCUGGAAAGUCGCCUGGAUAUGAUAACGUUUCAAUGGAUAUAAUAAAAAGCACCUUUGAUCUCAUUUCUCAGCCUUUGGCCAAUGUAAUCAAUUUGUCUCUUAUUAAAGGAGUAUUUCCUGAUGAACUGAAAAUUGCUAAACUGAUUCCGGUAUUUAAAGCUGAUGAUUCCCAGUAUUUCACUAACUACCGUCCAAUUUCGCUUCUUUCUAAUUUUUCUAAAUUCUUUGAAAGAGUUAUGCACAAUCGUAUUACAAAUUUUUUAGAUCGUUUAGAUAUCUUAUACUGUUGCCAAUUUGGUUUCGUAAAAAUAUUCUACAGCGCUGUCUUUAAUUCAUCUUAUUAAUAAAAUUGCAACUGCUAUUGACAGAAGCGAAUAUACAGUUGGCAUAUUCUUAGACUUAUCAAAAGCAUUUGAUACUUUAGACCAUCAAAUACUCUUGUCUAAGCUUGAGCAUUAUGGGAUUCAUGGGCUAGCACUUAGCUGGUUGAAAAGCUAUUUGUCAAAUCGCGUGCAGUUUGUCCAGUACAAAGAGACUUGUUCUAUUAGGCUGACUCUGAGCUGUGGAGUCCCUCAAGGUUCUAUAUUAGGACCAUUAUUGUUUGUUUUGUAUAUCAAUGACCUCCCUUGUGCUACUCGUCUUGCUGAAACUAUGCUUUUUGCAGAUGAUACUAGUGUGUUUUAUUCUAAUCCCGAUUUAAAUUGUGCUAUUUCUGCCGUAAAUAAUGAUUUAUCUCAAAUUGAUCUUUUAUGAAAGCAAAUAAGCUCUCUGUUAACAUAACGAAAACUAAUUAUAUCAUUUUUGCAGCAAGGCAAAAACCAGUCGGCUUCCCAAUAAAUCCUGUCUUGUACGAUGAGGUUUUAUUAAAACAAGUAAAGGUAGUUAAAUUUUUAGGGUUUUUAUCGACGAGCAUCUAACGUGGAAGCCGCAUAUUACUUAUAUAUGUAAGAAAAUUUCAAAAUCUAUUGGCGUCAUGUUUAGGUCUCGUUUCUUUCUUUCUGAAACAACAAAAAAAGUCUCUUUAUUAUACCUUAAUUUAUCCUUAUUUAACAUAUUGUACCACAGUUUGGUCCUCCACUUAUGUAACAAACCUUAAUAGAAUUUUUCUUCUACAAAAGCGAGCAGUACGAAUUAUUACAAAUGCAGAUUUUCGCGCGCACUCUGAACCAUUAUUUUUCCGUUUAAAGAUUUUGGACAUAUACAACAUUAAUUCAUUCUAUACUGCACAAUUUAUGUUUUCAUAUUAUCAUCAAUUACUGCCACCGCUUUUUUCGAACCUUUUUGUUACUAGUAGCAAUAUUCAUAAUUAUAAUACUAGAAGUUCCUCGCAUUUCCGUUCUCAUGCCUGCCGAACUAACACCAAACAAUUUUCUAUUUUGUUCCAAGGCCCUAAAAUUUGGAAUUCUUUACCAAACUCAGUCACUUCGAUUUUUACAUUGCAAUCGUUUAAAACGAAAGUUUUUGAUUUUCUACUAUAUCGAUAA